Molecule: messenger RNA, 462 nt
Organism: Polychytrium aggregatum
Lineage: Eukaryota; Fungi; Chytridiomycota; Chytridiomycetes; Polychytriales
Exons: 1
Source: RefSeq, a predicted model, not a curated record
AAUGAAACUCCUCACCACCCUGUCCGUCGUCCUCCUGCUUUCCAGUCUCGCAUCCGCAUUCGCAUCCGCACCCAUGGUCGAGUCCGUUCGCCCAGUCGACCCCGAGCUCAGGAUCCAGCAGCUCCAGCAGCAGAUCCGGGACAUGGAUACCAAAAUCAUCCACCAGCUCCAAAUCAACGCCAAGUAUGCCUCGUCUUGGGCUGUCCGGCCCGGAGGCAUGUUCCGAGGCGAAGAGGCCAAUACCGGCGGCAUCCCGCGGAACGUCGAGGGAGAGCAGCGCCUCCAGCAGCUUCAGGAAGCCAAGCAGCAGCUCGAAAGCGAGCUCGCUGCCCUGCGAUAGCCCCGCUUGUCCUCACAUAUGAACGAAAUGUCCUGAAUGUCGUCGUCAUUGUUUUGGUGUGAAUACACACGAUAAGCCAUGCACAGUUACCAUCUGCCCAUGGAGGCAUGGCCUUUGCCCUG